UCAACCAACAUCUCAUCUCAUCCCAACCACUACUACUCUUUCCUCCCGCGCUCCACCAACCAACCCACUAUCUUUAUAAUCCAAUCUACUUUUACCUUUUCUUCUCGGCCAUGAAGCUCAUCUCCUCCCUCCUCAUCCUCGCUGCGGUCGCCACCGCUGCUCCCGCUCCAAUCCCCGGCGACAACACUUACGGUGUCAACGUCAAUAACCCCGUCUACACCACUAACAAUGGCGGCUCCAAGGGCAACACCUCUAACAACUCGGGCGGAUGGUCUAGCAGCAGCUCCAGCUCCAGCGACGAGAGCAGCUCGGGCUCCUGGUACGACAGCAGCAAGGACAAUGGCAAGGGCAGUGUCCAGAACAACUCCGGUGCCACGUUCAACAACGACAAGAACUCAGCCAGCGCAGCCGACAAUAGUGCCUGGUACAACAACAGCCAGAACAACGGCUACGGCAAGACUGAGAACAACUCGGGCGCCCAGUACGAUAGCACCAAGAACGCUGCUCAGGAGCACAACGCCGGCACGUGGUACGACAACAGCGCAUCUAGCGGCUACGGCAAGACCAGCUCGAGCGACAAGGGCGCUUCAUACGAUUCAAACAAGAGCGCCUCCGAGGAUAAGAACUCUGGUGCCUGGUAUGACCACAACAAGACCAACGGGUAUGGCAAGGGUGGCUCGAGCGAAAAGGGCGCUUCUUACGAUUCCAGCAAGAGCGCAGCUCAGCAGCACGACGCUGGUGCUUGGUACGACAAGAGCAAGACCAGCGGCUACGGCAACACUGAGAACAGCUCGGGUGCCUGGUACGACAACGGAAAGAAUGCUGCUCAGCAGCACGACGCCGGCGCCUGGUACGACAACACCAAGGAUUAUGGCUACGGCAAGGGCAGCUCGAGCGACAAGGGCGCCUCGUACGAUGCUAGCAAGAGCAGCUCCCAGGACCAUAAUGCCGGCGCUUGGUAUGAUGAGAACAAGACCAGCGGCAACUACAAGGGCGGCAACGGUGGCUACCAGGCUAACCCCAAGGGCAACUACCAGGCUAACCCCAAGGGCAACUACCAGGCUAACCCCAAGGGCAACUACCAGGCUGACCCCAAGGGCGAUUACAAGGGCGGCAAGGGCGGGUACCAGGUCGAAGUCAAGGCCGACCUCAAGGGCGGCAAGGGUAACUACAACACUGCUUCUAUUCCUGCUAAGGCACCUUCCGCCCCCGUGCUUCCCAAGGGUCCCAUUGCUCCCCAGCUGCCUAAGGUCAUUGUCAACUAAACCAUCUGCCAAUUGUAUUCUAAGGAUCUGAGGUUAUAAUAAGCCACUCAUUUUCCACUUUAGUAUUAGCUUGUUUUUCAUUGUUGAGCAAUCGUUAAUGUCAUUAUAAUUGUUAACAAUUUAAUUUU
This is a messenger RNA of Kickxella alabastrina, 1393 nucleotides long. RefSeq lists its product as uncharacterized. The record is from RefSeq and is a predicted model, not a curated record. The transcript has a single exon. The coding region runs from base 111 to 1265 and encodes 384 amino acids. Lineage: Eukaryota; Fungi; Kickxellomycota; Kickxellomycetes; Kickxellales; Kickxellaceae.